AUGGCUCCUCUACCGGAGUAUGAUAAGGAACCGAAAGCCCCAGAUAAAAGUGUCACAAAUUUAUCUGCCGACGACUCGAAAGUUUCAUACAACCUUGUUAAGGAACAGCAAAAUAAUUUGGACCAUAAAUCUUCUAAUGCCACAGCAAACGCCGAAAUCGAGAAUAACAAACACGUGGGGGCUCUGGACGACGGACAGUUGCGCGCUCUUCUGGAUGAGGCUAUAGCGUACAAACGUCCAAAAGAUAGAGAAGGAAAAAGCAGUCUUUUCAAGGAGCUGCUGGAGGAGGUGGAGCAGGACGAGCAGGCGUGCGAGGCGGCGGCGCGGGGCGCGGGCGCGGCGGGCGCGGGGUGCGCGGCGGGCGCGCGCGGCGGGCGGCGCGGCGCGGCGCACGGGCGGCGCGCGCUGCCGCACUCCAACUCGCUGCAGGACCUGAUGGCGGCCGCGCUCGCCGCCGAGGCGCCGCGCCACCGCGCCGCCGCGCACCCGCCGCCCGCCAGCGUCUCGGCGCGCGCGCACCACGGCGGCAGCCUGCCCUCCGGCGUCGACACAUCGUCCAUGCUGAGCGAGGAACCGACGCGCGGUGGAUACCUGGCGACGGUGCGUUGUGUCAACCCGCCACCGCUUGCCGAGAGACGCGUCUCCGCGAGCGAUGCGAACGGACCACCAGACCCCGACACUAGCAGACGGAGUAAGCCUAUGUUCCCAAUAACAUACACGGCGCGGGCGACACUCGAGAUCGGGAGCAGCAGCGUGUGUUCCGGCCGAGCCGUUACCACCACAACGCCAUCCAAUCAGGUGCGUACAACACCUAGCGCGAACGUACGUUCAAACAAACUCUUUUAUCAUAACAGGACUCUUCAUCGUCAUCAGAUCGCAGACCUGGCCGAGAGCCGAAGGCCGGUGACGAGCGGCCCUCCGGAGAGAUUGUAUACGAAGGCACGCUUAUAUAACCCCGAGAUGAGAAGCCAGGCGAUGUUGAUGAAUGCUUUGCGACCUAAAGCAUCUCCCAUUAACGAAACAGUUAAAUUGGAAGCAAAAAUGAAUACGACAGAUGUAUUAGAUAUAUCACGCGAUCUCAAUAAAUCUCUUGCACAACAUAAUGAAUGCAUUUGUGCAAAUAACACAUACGAAACUAAACGAAAACAAUCAGUAGAAAAUUAUAUGAGUUCGGAAAUGUGGAUGAAGAAUGUCCAGAAUUGGUAUAAGGGCUUAAAUAAUUACUUUGUGCCUUGUAAUACGAUCCAAGAUUAUUAUAAAAAUAAUGAAACUGUACAAAAUCCACAGGAUUUUCAUAAAAUUACCAAUGACAAUUAUAACACUUACACAAACACUUUGACCCUAUUUCCAUCAAAACAAAAUUUACAGAAAUCUGAGAAAGAACCUAUUUCUGCAAGUACAGCCAAUAAAGUAAAAACAGUAAGAAAUAAACAUGAUAAUCAAGGUUAUUCUCAAGGAAUGAAAAAUAACACUAAACUUGAACCAAAUUCCGAAAUUUGUUGUGACUUUGAAUAUAGGAAUAACAAUUACAAUAAAAUCAUAAACAAAAAUUUAAUCAUCCCAACUCUGUCCUCAAACAACCCAAGAAAUUUUAGACGUACAACAGUCGGCAGCAUUAUGAAAAAAACAUGUGAUUUUACUCAAACAUCUGAAAUGAAUGAUAAUUGUUCUAUAGAAACCGACUAUAGAGAUAAAGAUUUAUGUAUUAUUCAAAAGAACGUUUUAAAUAAUCAAAACCCCGAAAUAUCUACAGCUACAGGACAUAACAAGGAAACAGUUGAUAAUCAUUUGAAAAACAUAUCAAAGAACAUUGAUGAAACCAGAGAACCAGGACACGGCAAAGUUUUUGAAUUUAACGAAGUAACGAAAUCUUGUAUCAACUCUCUUGAAUCUAAUUCUGAUGUAGAAAUGGUAAAUUUUAUGUCCAGUGGUGCCAUGGGCAAAAGUAAUUCAUUUUCACAAUUUGUAAAUGACCAACAAAAAUUAUUCCAACUAUUAGAAGAUGAGUGUAUUAAAUCUGAUCCUGACAAAACUAUUAUCGCUCAAAACAAAAUUACAGAACCUUUCAGAAAAAAUCAGAUUCUAGAUUUUGAUUACAAGUCAGCAGAGAUUGUGUCAAAAAACACUAUCAAAGAUAACAUUGAAUCUUCAAAAAACAUAAGUGAUAUUGUGUGUAAAGUGGAUGUGAAUCAAAAAAUUGAAAAUUCAAAACUCCAAAGUGAUAGUGAACAGACACAGGACUGUGUAGCUGAAGAAAUAUAUGAAUCAGUACCAUUGCAUACUGAUUAUAUAACUUUAACACUCCCUGUUAGUUUUCUUUCAUCCCUUACUAACACAAACAUAGGAAACUCUACACGAUUAGUUAAAGUUAAUAAUAAACAUCUGAUCCCUAAAGAAAAAAUUUAUAAAUUAGAGAAAACUAGUGAUCCUAACUCGGAACAAAAGUUAACAAAGAGAUCUAAAGAUAAUAAGAAGGCUAGAAAAUCGGCACUUACUGUACUUCUAUUCAAGAAUCUGUUUCAAAGAGCAGGCAGCUUAUUAUCCGACGUACAAAUGAUAACUCCUAAUUACAAUAAAGAGGUCGAUUCCACGAUACCGUUUAGUUGCAUCACAACACCGGAGGUUGUGGCUAGUUGCAACACGACGUCAUCCACUUCACAAUCAGCCGUCGCUGACGACCCCAAGCCUCGCAGCGUGGUGUCGAGCAGCUUCAACGGACUACCGCUGACCAGGCCGAGCUACGGGUCAACCACAGCCGCAACCGACGACUGUAAGAAAUCACUAGACGAAAAUGGCAAUGCGGUACAGGGAUUCAGCUCGCCCCUAUCCGGAUCUAGUCAACAUAAAAAACCUAGGAGGAAAAAGUCUUCCAAGAACGAGACCGUUAUUAAAUCUCAGGAGAUCGACGGCUAUCAAGGCAAUAAGGACCUUAACGAAGUGUUGCGUUUCAUCGAAUCGAACGCAGACAGCGCGCGUGGGAACAAGAUAGGGCGCGCGAAACACAAGGACGACUCCGAUGACAAAGCCAGCAAGAAACGUUCUACGGAACGUCGCAAGGAUAAAGAAAAUAAAAUUAAGCGCGCAACCUCCAUGGAGGAGCUGUCUCGAACGAAGUUAUCGGAUCUAACUGACAAGCCGGUGCCGCGAGCCGAGCCCGCCAAAGCCGAGCGGCGUUCGUGGGGCGAGGACGCGCGGGAGCCGCGCGACACUUUCUACCUGCGCGACGACACCGAGCUGACCGACUUCCAGACCGUCACCAAGAAGCGCAAGCCGAAGCGGCGCGCCGACGAGCCCGAGCCGGCGCGGCGAGCGCGCGCGCCCGAGCCGCGGCCGCGCCGCGAGUCCGCGCCGCCCUCCGACCGCAGCAACGACUCCACCGACGACAUGGACUCGCUGCACUCGCUGCCCUCGCUGCCCGCGCCCGCGCCCGCGCCCGCAGCGCCGCAGCCCGCGCACGCCUCCUACGCGGACAUCGCGCGCACGCGCCACAACAUACCCGACCUCAUCGAGUCGUGCAACUUCUACGCCGAGGGCGAGCCCGCCGCCGAGCCGCUCCGCCGCGACCCGCCGCCCGAGCCCGCCGAGCCCACCGAGCCCACCGCGCCCGGGGACUCGGACUACCCGGCGCUCGACGCGCGCGCGAGGAGGCGCGACAAGACGGCGCCCAGACCGCCCCGAAAAGAGCGUGCCGAACCGCGCGCGGCCGACUGUCCCGCCCCAGACGUCGUGUCGGACCGACGGCCGGCCGUCAUCCUGCUGGACUGCGCGUCGCAGCCGCGCGACAUGGACGGCGUGACGUUCGGGUUCGACAUCAACGAACAGCUGGUCGGGGCCGGGCGGCGACCGCGCUGCGACCUGGUGCGCGACGCGCUGGAAGGCGCCGUGGCCGUGGCGGCGGGUGGCGCCGCGUUGCGCUACGUGCCGCCGCACGCCGCACACGACGCUCGCCGCCUGCACCACCUGCACCAGCUCGUGCACUACGUGGGCGCAGCUUGGGAAGAUGUGGUGCGAUGUGGUAAUGGCAAAGUACGUUACUUUAGCGAGUAG
Messenger RNA from Parnassius mnemosyne (clouded apollo), 4047 nucleotides. The record is from the annotation of a GenBank genome assembly. Lineage: Eukaryota; Metazoa; Arthropoda; Insecta; Lepidoptera; Papilionidae.